Messenger RNA from Pungitius pungitius (ninespine stickleback), 2298 nucleotides. RefSeq names its product sialic acid-binding Ig-like lectin 12. Lineage: Eukaryota; Metazoa; Chordata; Actinopteri; Perciformes; Gasterosteidae. The record is from RefSeq and is a predicted model, not a curated record. The transcript is spliced from 8 exons. The coding region runs from base 186 to 1844 and encodes 552 amino acids.
GAGGAAGAGAGGAAGAGAGGAAGAGUGAGUUCAGAGACGCUGGGCAGAGAUCAGCGUGGUGAGAAGAGAGCAGCAGAACCAGACCAAGAGACGUGAAACAAGCGGCACCGUACUUAAAUGAGCACAUUUAAACGUUUGUUCUUGUUAAAGGAAAAGAGACUGACUGUCUCCAUCGUCCAAUCAGGAUGUUUGUUCUCAUCUGUGCGACUCUGCUCUUCUCUGUGAGACGCAUCACUGCUGCCACAGGUGGAUCAACAACCUGGUGUAUUAAAGAUUACUGUAUCACCGUCAGAGAAGGAGAAAUAGAAGCAGAGGCUGGACUCUGUGUGGUCAUACCGUGUUCUUUCACCACUGAUCCUACUUUCACACCCAAACAUCUGCUGUGGUACAAAUGUGGACCAUUUGAAAGAAGAUGUGUGAAUUCAAACAUGAUAUUCCACUCCAACAAGAGCAGCAAGGACGUUCAGGCUGGGUUUAUGGGACGAGUUUCACUGCUGGAGCCUUAUGAGGGUCUGAAUAACUGCAGCAUCAUCAUCAAUGACCUCACUGAGUCAGACUCUGGAUCAUAUCGGCUCAGAGUUAAAGGUGCAAUUGAUGGGAGAGAAAAUGGAGUAACAUUCAAGCAAAAAGUUAACAUCUCUGUCAAAGGUCUGACCCAGAAGCCCACAGUGGGGAUUCCUCCUCUGACAGAGGGGCAGCAGACCACACUGAGCUGCACUGCUCCUGCUCUCUGCUCUGGAUCGGAUCCUGAGAUCACCUGGACGUGGAGAGGAGCAGGAGAGAAGGACUCUCCCAUCACAGGAAGCAUCACUGCUGUGAAGACCCAGAACCUGACUUCUGUCACACGGAGACGCAGCUCAACUUUGACCUUUAACCCUUCAGCUGAACACCACGGCACCAAUGUGACCUGUAAGGUCAGCUUCACCAACAACAUCACUACAGAGGAGACAGUGAUGGUGACCUAUAUGAAGAAACCUUUGAUCAGCGGAAACACAGCGGUUAAAGAAGGAGAUGUUUUCAAUCUGACCUGCAGUGCAGAUAGUUUCCCUCCAUCUCGUGUCACAUGGACUAAACUUUUUUUCAACGAAAGCCUGCCAAUCAAAAAUGUCCUGCACAACGUCAGUGGAACAGCAACACUUCUCAUCCAUAAUGUGACAGCAGAGUAUUCUGGUCAGUACGUCUGUACAGCGGAGCAACGGAUCACUAAUGUGACUACAGCUGCUGAAGUAACCGUGACGUUUGUUCCAAAGUUCAGCAACCAGUGCAGCACCGUGGAAGCAGAGAAGAACCUCAAAGAUCUGCUUUAUUCAUUUUUCAUCAGCUUCACAAACCCACACGUCCUCAUUGCGUUUUUGAUGGGGAUUCUCCUUUCAGCAACCAUCUGCUGUUUGGCCCUAAAAUGCUGCAGAAAAAAAAAAAAAAAGAACUCUGGUGGAAUGGAUCUGCAGAUCGUGACCACUCAAGUGGUUCCACUGAUGGAUCCUAAUCAAGCAGCGGACAGCGACGGGACCCACGGCCCAGAAGGUGAUGUGCAGCCGAGAGAGGUGGAGUACUCGGACAUCGACUUUUCCUUGGUGAAACGAAAGAGUGUCGGAGGGGCCGAGGGUACGCAGGAGACCCCAGAUACAGAGUACGCUGAGAUCAACAACAAGGGAACGGAGGAGAGGCAAAGCGACGGUGCUGAGGACAGUGAAAUGAUGGAGGGCCGGGAAGAGGAGGGUGAGAAGGAGGAAGAGGAGGCCAUAGGGGGAGAUGAGGAGACAGAAGAGUGUGUGCUGAAGGAGGAGGGUGGAGGUGAGGAUGAUGCGGUUUACUCUAAUGUCCAUGAAGUGAUGGUGGAGUGACUUCUUUUCUUAAAAUGGCGUUUCAUUAAACGUGACGGGGUCGAUAUGGUGCAGAAAUGCAUGUUUUAGAUGUGAUGCUGAGUGUUUGUGAGUGAGGUGGAUUUCCUUUUCCAGAAAGUGCAAAAGACACAUAAAAUAUCACAUUGUAUUUAAUAAGUGCUUUUUAAAGAGACAUAAAUAUCUAAAAACAUGCUUAGUAGAAAUAGUCCAAUAAGCAGGAAGGACAGACAGGUUGCAGCAGCAGGGAAAUGCAGCUCAUUUUGUACCAAAGUGCCCUUUGUUAUGAACUCUUAGCUGUGGCUCAUGAAGUGAAGCGACUGAGUGAGCAGGUAAGGCACUGCAGCCCAAAUACUGCUCUCAUUUUAUGAUUAAAGUUUGUUAGAAUGCAGUCUAUUGAUAUGAAAUAUUCAAACCUGAUGCCUAGAUGUAGAUGUAUUUGCACAGAAAUAAAAGC